AUGGCUGACACUUAUACUUGGUUCGAAAGUUGUGAAAGCAAGCUUGCCGAUCCCGAGACGAGCGUGGCUGGACGAGACUAUCUCGACGCGUCGUGGGGCGGAGCGGUCACGAAGUGCUCGGAGCAUGGUCAGCUGGCAACUGCGCGCAAUCUGCAACCGUCUGUAAACAAAAAGGUUAAAAACAGAACGUUGCAGAGGCGUCGGGAGGUCCGCGUCGGCGGCAGCGGGCGGAGAUUCCGUUGGUCCAGCCGCCGCAGACCGCCCCGACGUCACUUGCGUCCAUUUUCGGCGCGUGCUGA
Messenger RNA from Caenorhabditis auriculariae, 299 nucleotides. Lineage: Eukaryota; Metazoa; Nematoda; Chromadorea; Rhabditida; Rhabditidae. The record is from the annotation of a GenBank genome assembly.